UUAGUUAAUAUCGUAAGUAAUACUUAUUUAGUGUAAUAAUCAACAACAAAAAAUGUAUUUUCAAAGUGUAAUGAGUUAUGCAUUAUCUGGAGCUCAAGUGUCCUUGGAUGCAGUGUCAGGAGUCAUAAAAGCCGUGACACCGACACUCCAAUAUUCAAGUUGUAACCCUAUAGUAAUGUCACCUCUGUGGAAAUUAGCUGCAAAUACUGGACCAUUUACAAGAAUUGCAGCUAUCAGUGGAGCAACAGCUGUUCUUGUUAAUGCGUAUGGUUCCCACUCAAAACAUCUAAACGACCAAUAUCAAAUAAAAGUAUUUGAUACUGCAAGUCGGUACCAUUUCACCCAUACACUAGUAAUACUAGGAUUACCUCUUUGCAGAGCACCUUACGUGACUGCAACCUUCAUGCUGUCUGGCAUAAUACUGUUUUGUGGGAGCUGCUACUAUUAUUCAUUUACUGGUGACAAACGAAUGAAUAAACUGACACCAUUUGGUGGAAUAUGUUUUAUAUUAGGGUGGUUAAGUAUGUGCAUUUAAGCUUUUAAGAAACACGGGAAUGUGGUAUUUGUUAAAGAGAAAAAUAGAAAAUAAGAAAAAUUAUGAGGAACUGAAUUUGUAAAUGUUGCAUGAUAUAUAUAUAAUUUUGUUUCUUAAAUAAAUCAUCUUUCAUAAUU
Messenger RNA from Osmia lignaria (orchard mason bee), 672 nucleotides. RefSeq names its product transmembrane protein 256 homolog. Lineage: Eukaryota; Metazoa; Arthropoda; Insecta; Hymenoptera; Megachilidae. The record is from RefSeq and is a predicted model, not a curated record. Gene Ontology annotation, cellular component: membrane.